CUCAAAAUGGCAGCCCCCGUUUGGGCAAGGGCAAAUUUGGAAUGUUUACAGAAAAUAAAACGGAGUUUAAAGAGCCACUAUAGAUUAUUUUCUGCUGCAGCCAGUGAGAAGUUUGACCUUGUUGUGAUCGGAGGAGGCAGUGGAGGGUUGGCGUGUUCCAAAGAAGCUGCUGGUUUAGGGAAGAAAGUUGCAGUUCUCGACUAUGUCAGCCCAUCUCCAAGAGGCACCAAGUGGGGCCUCGGAGGAACCUGCGUGAAUGUCGGCUGUAUUCCGAAGAAGCUGAUGCACCAGGCCGCCUUGCUGGGACACGCCAUCAGUGACGCUCGGGCAUACGGCUGGGAUGUUCCUCCAGACAUCAAACACUCAUGGCAGGGCAUGUGUGAUGCGGUGCAAGGAUAUGUCAAGUCUCUCAACUGGGGUCAUCGGGUGCAGCUUCAGGACAAGAAUGUAACCUAUAUCAAUGCAUAUGGAACAUUACUGGAUAAACACACCAUCCAGGCAGUGGACGCCAAAGGGAAGGAGAAAGUACUGGAAGCAGACCAGAUUGUGAUAGCUGUGGGAGGUCGGCCAUAUCUACCGGUUGAGAUUCCCGGAGCUGCGGAGUACACCAUAUCGAGUGAUGACAUUUUCUGGAUGAAGAAACCGCCUGGGAAAACGUUAGUUGUUGGAGGUAGCUACAUCGGGCUGGAGUGUGGGGGCUUCCUCACCGGGAUGGGCUUCAACACCACCGUGAUGAUCAGGUCCAUCCCACUGCGGGGCUUCGACCAGCAACUCUCCAAGCUGGUGGUAGACUACAUGGAGAACAGCGGCACCAACUUCCUGAGACAGUGCGUCCCGGAGCAGAUCCAGAAGAGAGACGAUGGCCGCCUCAUGGUGUGCUACACUGAUGGCAAGGGUGUCACACACCAGGACAUGUUCGACACCAUACUCAUGGCUGUUGGCAGGCGCCCAGAGACCCACUCCCUGGGGCUGAGACAGGUGGGCGUGGCACUGGAUGAGACCACCAACAAGAUCCUCGGGGGUCAUGGUGGCGACCACGAGAGGACGACGGUCAACAACAUCUACGGCAUUGGGGAUGUUCUGCAUGAACGCCCCGAACUAACGCCAGUGGCGGUUAAGGCCGGGAAACUGUUGGCACAUCGGCUGUUUGCUGGGAGCUCGGCACAGAUGGACUAUGAGAAGGUACCGACUACAGUGUUCACUCCACUAGAGUACGGCAUGGUGGGGAUAUCGGAGGAGACGGCCAUCAGGAAGUACGGGGAAGACAACAUUGAGAUAUAUCACGCCUUCUACAAACCUCUGGAGUUCACCCUCCCCGACAGAGAUGCAUCACAGUGUUACAUCAAGAUGAUCUGCCAGAGACAAGGGCGAGUGCUUGGCAUGCAUCUGGUCGGACCAAAUGCAGGGGAGAUAAUCCAGGGCUUUGCUGUUGCUCUCAGAUGCGGGGCCACAUACAGCUCCAUCGCUGGGACAGUCGGGAUCCACCCAACGUGUGCAGAGGAGCUGGUGAAGAUCCACAUCACAAAGCGCUCCGGUCUCGACCCGACAGUCACCGGCUGCUGAGGUUAGAAUGUCCCUGUACCUGGAAUCCCUGUUACAGCGAGAAGACUCUCCAUGGAGGAGUCCAUUGUAACAGGGGUGACAGUCUCCCUUGCAUCUGUGCAGAAUAGAUAGGUAGCUUCAUGAGAGCUGUAAGUCUGAGAGUGCAUAAUAGUGCAGUCACAGUGGCAGGUGUUGUUUUCUACCACUACUGUGUGUUAUGUCCAUUCUUUCGGCUGGUUGUUAUUAUUCAUAACGACCCCAUGCCGAGGUUGAACAAUUUGCCGAGGGGGGCAAGCCACUGUUCAUGGUUUGCCUCGUCGCGUAAAGUACAUUGAGUUCAUGGCCCUCGUGGUAUGUGAGUUAGUGUCCUCCCCCCCACGCCACCCCCAUUCCCCCCACCUCUUCGGGUGAUAUGGAUUUGAGGAGGACACUAACCAAUACUUAGUGUAUUGGGAUGUUAUAUCAGAAAAAUAGGAGUGAAUUGUCUUUUGUGACCCGCCAGGAGAAAGGGACCUUAUGGGUGCUGGGAUACAAUUGUACUGAUGUACAUAAAGAAAGACGUUUGACGUCAACUUACUUCUGUAAAAAUU
Molecule: messenger RNA, 2132 nt
Organism: Haliotis rufescens (red abalone)
Lineage: Eukaryota; Metazoa; Mollusca; Gastropoda; Lepetellida; Haliotidae
Product: thioredoxin reductase 2, mitochondrial-like
Exons: 17
Coding region: 7-1563 (518 amino acids)
Biological process (GO): cellular response to oxidative stress; cell redox homeostasis; glutathione metabolic process
Cellular component (GO): mitochondrion; cytosol
Molecular function (GO): thioredoxin-disulfide reductase (NADPH) activity; flavin adenine dinucleotide binding; glutathione-disulfide reductase (NADPH) activity
Source: RefSeq, a predicted model, not a curated record